AGUGAGAGAGAGAGAGAACGUGUCCAUUAGCCGUGCAGUAGCAGAGGACUGGAUCUGUUGUGCGAGAGCUUUGACAGUUAGAACAGUUCAAUGGGAGACACAGAGAAUCAGUGAGAGUGAGAGACAGAAUAUUCUGGAACUUUCCUGUAACGGAGGGGAUUGCACACGUUCCUGACGGAGCUCUGAUGUUUCCUGUUCCACGCUGCUGAAGUCGGGCUCCUCCGGAUGUCCUAGCCGCAGUCACUUUGUAGUCAGGUCCUCUCGGGCAUCUGCCAGCCAAGAGUGACAAGCUUUGUGCUGCGUGAGACAUCCGUAGGAUAUCCCGUGCUGAUCCUGGGGGGGGGUUUUUGCUCCCUGUCCCCAAGGGACCUUCUGCAAAGCCGUUUAGAGUGGACCGGAUAGAUAGCGGAUUUUCAUGUGGGCCAGUGCGACUGCUGUUGCUUCUUACCUCAUGCGAACUUCACUGGGGAACCCGUCCUUCCUCCCAACCCCAAUUCGCCCAGCCGGAGGUCCACCAAAGCGACGGAAGUCCCGCUGCCAGUCAGUGUUCGGGUUUCUACACGCCCAGGAGGACUCAUACCCGGGAGGACUCGGCCCUCUGAACCAGAACGGUCACCCCCUGCUUCCCCCUCGCCCCCGCCGCCUGCCUGCUCACCCGGGACCCCAGGUUUCGGCGUUACCUGCUGCUCCAGCUCCGGGGACGUGCAGCUGACCGGGGCUCUGUGGAUAGCCUCCGUAGGAGCGAUGCUGACAGGCCACAAUAAUGUCACCACCGAGCAAGGCGUGGCCAGCACCUGCACCUCCACCACCGCCAACGCCACCACCUCCACCGCGGCCGACACUACCAACCGCCUUGCAUUGUUCUCGGAAAGUUGUGUACCUGUUGCAAAUUCCUUGAACUUUGGCAACUUUGGGAACCCGCUGCUUUUUGGCCCCGCCUCUUUGCGGUUGGCCCAGAUUAAGACCCAGUUGGCCCUGCACCAGCUCGGCGCGGUCGCCCCCGGUAACAGCGGCGUGCCGGCUCUGUCCUUGCUGAACCUGCUCAAGGUCACCAUGUCCCAUCCCUUGUACAACCCGCGGGGGGUGCCCUUCUCCGCGCAGAGGCCGGUCGUGUCCGGCCAGUACGGCGUGAACACGCAGUCCGUUCUCGACAUGGCGGGCGCGCGCCUGGGCCCCGCGGCCGGGCUAAUGCCGCUGAUGUCCCAGCCCAUGGGCUACCCGCUGGCCCAGCGGCCCCCCCCGGCCCUGCCGCAGGACAUGGAGUCCACCAUAGACAUGCACAUCCGCGGAGCUCGGGAGGAAGUCCGGCUGCUCAACCAGAUGAUGCACCACCAGAAGAUGGUGGACCCCCGCCUGAGGAAGGAGCCCAGGGAAGAGGCGCUGUCUCAGGGGCCCGGCUUCCCCCCGCCGAGGGUGCCCGGCAUACAAGACGAGCAAUCCACUAUGGACUGGUCCAACUACCAGAACCCAAACAAGCUCUUCGCCCCGCAAGUGAUGGCCCAGCCAUCCCCUCCUGCCCAGUUGUUCCCACCCUCUGGGUUUGGGACCCCUUCCGGGGGCGGCAGAAGGAGUGCCGAGAGCCAGCCUCCUCCGGCGUCCGUCCCCGCCGAACGCCGGCAGUCUCGCUACACCUCGGAGAGCGCCAGCAGCAUCCUGGCCAGUUUUGGACUUUCCAACGAGGACCUGGAACUCCUCAGCCACUACCCGGACGAGCAGCUGACGCCCGACAACCUGCCCUUCAUUUUGCGAGAUAUCCGGGUCAGGAAGGCCAAGAGGGGCCUGCCGGACGUGGACCACCGUCGGGCGUCCCCCGCCGUGCCGGACCGCCUGGGCGGCGAGCCGCGUCCCAGCAAGGUCAUAGACUACGGACACUCCAGCAAGUUCGGCUACCCCGACGAGAGCCAGGACACUUUCAAGCACAAGCAGCUCGCCGCGGAGCCCCCGAAAUACGCCCGGGACGUGCCCGUCGCCGUCCCCGUUUUCCCCCCGGCGGACGCCAAGCGGCCCCAGUCCGGACCCGCGGCCAAGAAAGCGCCGGUAGACCAGAGGAAGAAUCCGCCCAGCGCGGAGGACAAGGCCGGCAAGAGUGCCUCAGCCAGGGAGUCCCUGCCCGCCCCCGGCCGGCCCACGGCGGGGCCCGCCCUGCCCGCCCACGGCAUGCGGGGCAACCUGGUGAACCUCUCCGAGGCCCCCGCCACCGCUCCUCCGAAGCCCUUGUUCGUCGCGACGAAGCCGGCCUGGUCCCCGCAGUUCCCCCCGGGCAACCCCGCGCCGCUGAAGAGGCUGCCCACGCCCACCAUGAUGAACGAUUACUCCGCUGCAUCCCCGAGAAUCUUUCCCCAUACGUGUUCUCUCUGUAACGUAGAAUGUGUCCAGAUAAAGGACUGGAUCGAGCACCAGAACACCAGCAUUCACAUCGAGAGCUGUCGUCGCCUGCGGAAACAAUAUCCUGACUGGAACGUGGAGACUAUUGCAGUUUCCAGGACCGAGAGGAAGCCGCCCCAGGACCGGCGUAGCCCGAAGCGGCGAACGCGUUCUCCGUCCAGGUCCCUGUCGUGGUCGCGGUCGCCCAGCCCCUGGCACUACCAUGGCCGCUCGGGGUCACGCGGCCGGCGGCCUCGGUCCCGGAGCCCGCGGCGGUACCGGCGGUCCCGCUCCCGCUCCCGCUCCCGCUCGCCCCGGCGUGCCGCCCGCCCCCCCGCCCCGCUGCCGUCCCGCCGCCGGUCCCGCUCCCCGCCCGCCCGCCGGACACGCUCCCGCUCCCGCUCCCGCUCCCACAGCUACACCCGGCGCUCCCCGCCCCGCGCCGCCCGCCGCCCCAGCCCCCGCCGGCCCAGCCCCCGCCGCCCCAGCCCCCGCCGGCCCAGCCCCCGCCGGCAGCAGCGCUCCUCUAGCAGCGAGAGGCUCGCCAAGAAGCUGAUCCAGUCCUCAGGACUGUCUGUGACUCAGAACACCACCCUGGAGGCCAUGAUGGAGUCCCUGGCUCCCGCGCUCAUGGCUGAGCUGGCCAAGAAGAAGAGCGGCUCCUCCUCUGCCUCCACCAAGACCGUGCCUGGAAAAACAGCCCCCUUAAAGUCCAGCUCCUCCAAGAAUCUGAAAGGGAAGAAGGGGACCCCGGCUGCCUCCCGUCUCCUGCGGCUGAAAGGCGUGCCCUUUGCCACCUCCCACCAGGAGCUGGUGGAGGCCCUGGAGCCCUACGGGGUGGUCAGCAGCGCCACUCUGUUCAAGAAAAUCGGAGAGGCGACGGUGUACAUGGAGACGGAGGAGGACGCCAAAGCCCUGGCCACCUGCAGGAGCCUGGUGAUACGGGGCAGAAGCAUCACCGUCUGCAUGGACAAAGACACGACGAGAGAUCACAAGGCGAAGUCUGUCGUAGCUAAAAGGAAGGAGGCGCCUUCAGCCAAGCAGCCCGCGGGCACGAAGGCGAAGGUGCCUGCCAAGAAAACAGAUGGCAACCCGACUCUGAAGAAGCUAGUAAAGAAGGAUUUGUCCAAGAUAUGUGUCGUCCAGAUCGGGGGUCUGCCAGAGAGUGGCUAUGCCGUGGAGGACCUGAAAAUGCUGGCCGACCCCUUCGGCUUCACCUCUGGCCCCGUCGUCGCCUUCCAGCAGAAAAUGGCGUUAGUGGAGAUGCCAGACCAGGACUCUGCGAACGCCAUGUUGCAGGCCUACAAAGAGAGCCCCGCCAAAAUCCAGGACGACCAGCUGAGCUUUGAGCAGAUGACCCGGCCCGUAGAUUUACGCAGUCCGGAGUCGUUGUUCAGAGCAUUCAUGGGAAUUGACAAGGCCACGGAAGCUCCAAACCUCGCGGACCGCCUCCUUAUCGUCAGCAACGUUCCCGCGGGGCCAAGCCCAGCGACAGAGGUCCAAGAGCUGAUCAAGCGCUUUGGGAGCUUCAAGCAGGUCCUGGUACUAAAUCACAGGAUCAUUUUGGAAAUGGAUACUCCAGCCAUUGCCAAGGCGGUCUACAGUCGUUUCCAGAAGUUUCCCUGCAUCGUCCAGAACAACCCCCUCUCCUUUUCUGUCCUCAAGAAGCCUGUGAAAGCCUCGGAGGAGGUCAAGAAGAAACCUGAAGUUAAAGGCGCCAGACAGGCCGCCAAGUCCGUCUCCGCAGCUAAGAAGGCCUCAGCGGCCUCUAAAACCAUGGCCGCCGGCUCCAAAGGCGCACCCACUGUCCCCAAAACCACAGCUGCUGCAGGCAAAGCCAAAGCGUCCAAGGCUCCCGCGAACACGACCGCCCCUGCGGCCAGUAAGGCCGAGAAGCCUGCUACAACCAGCGGUACCGUCGCGCCCAAAACUGAAGAACCAGUUCCCGCAGCGCCCCCUGGUGUCACCCCCGCCACCGUAGCUGCUAAUGAACCCUCCGCCGAACCCAUUGGGCCACCGCCAGAGGGCCCCGUAGCAUCUGCCGAGAGCCAGAAGGCGGAGACCACAGGCGAUCAGAAAAGCCAGAUUGAUGUCCCCAAUGGGGAUCAGGGUACGGCUGAAGCCUCCCCUCUGGAAGCCAAAGAGGACCGGGGGGUGAGCCAGGAGGCCUUACCGAGCAACACGGCUCCUGCACCACCGCAGGGCGAAGUCGCCAACUCCGCCGCGGUCGAGGGCAAGGACCUCACGGCCACGGAGGAGGAGGUGGACGACUCCAAACAGGACUGCAAGCCCGCGGCAGCGGCCAAGCCCGAGAGCGCGGCGGCGGCGGCGCCCGCCGUAAAAGCGCCGCCCGCCAAGGGCCCCGUCCCGCCAGCGGCCGGGCCGGACCAGAACCAGAAGCCGGUGGACUUCCCGCCGGUGACGCCCGAGAUCCUGCGGGCGCUGGAGGCGGCGGUGCACGAGUGCCGCAUGCGCUCGUCCCUCCGGCGCACCGAGGAGGCCGCCAAGGCCGCGCCGUCCCCGCCCGCGGAGAAGCCCCGCGCCCGCCCGCAGUCCGACGACGAGCUGCCGCCCGUCACGCACCGCGGGACGUCCUCCGGGUCCUCCACGGGGUCGCGCCGGAGCAGGCACGACGGCAGCCCCGUCCCGCGGAGGGGGAAGGAGCGCGACGCGCCCGCGGAUAAGCACAAGAACUCAAGUAGAACCUCAAAGUCAUCGGGCAGCUCCAAAGCUGCGGGAUGCAAAAAGUCCGAGGAAGACGCGGUGGACUUCACCGCGGACACCUUCCCCUUCGACCUGGACGAGUUCGUCACUGUGGACGAGGUCGGGGACGAGGCGGAGGGUUCCUCCCAGGAGGAGCCCCUGCAGCACUCCACGCCCGUCCCCGAGAGUCCCAGGACGCGCAAGAGGACCCGGGAAGGCACGAAGGGGGCUUCCGCCUCGCCGCCCGCAAAGACUCAGAAGAAACCGAGCCCUCCCGCUCAGAAAUCGCAGAAGAAACCGGCCCCGCCGUCUGCCAAAGCCAAGCAGGCCAAGAAGGUUCCGUCCAAACCUGCCAGUGACGAGGAGGGGCCCAGGGUGUCUGCAGAGGGCGCCGUUGUGGAGGUAACGAAGAUGGAGUCUGAAACCUCCAAAACAGAGGUGCAGAAGGAAGGGGAGAGGGAAGAGGAGCAUAAGCUGGAGGUGCAGAAGAUGGAGGAGAAGGUGGUGGAGGAGAAGGUGGAGGAGCAGAAGGUGGAGGAGGAAAAGGCCGAACCUUCUGGACCCCCCGCCUUGGAAUCUCAGCCGGGUGUGGAUAUGGAGGUUUCUGCUCCGGAAAGUGCUGCCAAGGUGGUGGAGACCAAAACGGUGCAGGCGGCGUCCGACACCACAACCGUAGAAGCAAUCACCACCAAGGCUAUGGAAAGCCAACCGGAAGAUCGAACGGAGGAGGGGAGACCCGCUGUGGAAGAGAAAGACGAGCCUACGAGUGAGACCACUGCUCCCUCCGUCCCUGCUUCCCAGAAAUCCCAAGAGCCACCUGUGGAGCAGUCUCCCGUGGAGACUGGUCUGACGGAUGCGGUUCCCAAGGAGACCGUUCCCAAGGAGACCGUUCCCAAGGAGACCGUUCCCAAGGAGACCGUUCCCAAGGAGACCAUUCCCAAGGAGACCGUUCCCACCGACACAGGUGACCAGGUGCCUGCCGAGGAGAAGCAGGUAAAGAAGCCGGAGCCGUGUGUUAAGAAGUCUUCUCAAGGACUGGCGGCUGCUCUGGUCACACUGGAUGAGGUGAGCGAGGAAGAGGAGGACUACCCCGAUGAAGAGGAGGAGGAGGAGCUGCUGAUGCAGCAGAACGAGGGACUGGUAACCGUGGACGAAGUGGGUGGGGACGAGGACCCCUACCUGCAAGCAGUGAAGGAUCUGCAGGCCCUGGUCACCCUGGACGAGAUCGUGGAGGAGGAUGAUGAUGAGCCCAACUCCGAACCCUUCCCCUUCAGCCUGGGGGAGGAGACGGGCGACACUUUCACCCCUGAGGCGCUGUUGACCCUGGAUGAAACGCAGGGCGACGAUGAAGAAGCGGGGGAAGAGGACGUCAAGGUACCAAGCCCCGAGAAGUCCACGGGAAGUCCUGCUAUUCACGAGGCACUGUUGACCCUGGACGAAACGCAGGGCGACGAUGAGGAAAUGGAGGAGGGAGGAGUCGAGAUGCCGAGCCCCAAGAAAUCCACCGGCUCUCCUUCCGUCCGGACAGGUGAAUGUCUGAGAGAGGGUUCAGGUUUGGCGCCGGCAGACUCCCCCGUGGUACCCUCAGCCGAGCUGGCCGAGCUGGUGGGAUCUCCCGGCUUCGAGGAAGGGUGCUGCGGCCUGGAGGAGCUGCGGAGGAUGAAUUUUGUUACUGUAGACGAGGUCGGGGAGGAAGAGGAGCAGCCGGCGGAGGAGGCGGAACCAGCGCCAAGCCCCGCCGGGAGGGCCGGCCGGCCAAAGAAGAGGCGGCGUCAGACCUCCGUCGUCAGGAAAUCGACCAGAGGGAGGCCGUCUUUGGCUGUGAAGAAAGAGGAGGAGGAGGAGGAGAAGCCUGCUGUGACCCCCAGCCCUGAAGCCCCUGCGGAGGGCUUAUUCGUUGUCCGCCCCGCGGAUGCCGAGAGCCAGGACCCGGAGCCUCGGACCGUAAAGUGCGAGGCGUCCGAGGAUGUGCCCGACCGCGUGUCGCUUCACUCUAGACAGGACCCAAAGUCCAACGGGGAUAAAACCCUGCCAGAGGAUCUGCAGGAGAGCCGUUGCACGACCAACCCCAAAGCCCUGAUCAAAGAAGAGUCUACGUUGGGGAGAGAGGAGGGCCUGGGAGGGAAACCGGAUGCAAAGAAGCACAGAACACAGUCUCCCCUUCCCACAGACUACAAGAUGCCUCCGUUCUCUCCCAACAACCCCAUUGGUUUGGAGUUCGUGGUCCCAAAGACGGGCUUCUUCUGCAAGCUCUGCUCCCUGUUCUACGGCAACGAGGACGCUGCCAAGAAGAGCCACUGCAGCAGCCGCAAGCACUAUCAGAACAUGGAGAAAUAUUUCCAGAAGGAGUGAGGGGGGCCCGGUCACAGCUCCCCGUUUGAUUGGUUCCUCCCUCCCUCCCCGUUCACCUCCUCUCCUCUGGGUUCUUCACAUUCAUGGGUCCAAUUUCACUCAAAAUUGUACAUUUGUUUCCUUUUAGGAGUUCAUAACUAUUCAUUUAAAGAGAGAAACAGGCAAAAAAAAAAAAAAAAAAAAAAUGCAAGUGUGUAACACAAUAAACUUGAGUUUUAUUUAAAA
Molecule: messenger RNA, 7644 nt
Organism: Conger conger (European conger)
Lineage: Eukaryota; Metazoa; Chordata; Actinopteri; Anguilliformes; Congridae
Gene: znf638
Product: zinc finger protein 638
Exons: 27
Coding region: 745-7419 (2224 amino acids)
Biological process (GO): regulation of RNA splicing
Cellular component (GO): nucleus
Molecular function (GO): mRNA binding; zinc ion binding
Source: RefSeq, a predicted model, not a curated record